AUGGGUAAAGAUCCUUAUUACGACGAGCUUGGGUACCGAAAAUCGGGACUUUUGAAAGAUCAAGUUAAAUUGGUCAAAAGGAAGGAUACUGACCGCUAUGAGAUUGCCCCAAUUCCUGAUAAUUUGUCUUUCGAGAAAGGCUUCUUUGUCGUGGUUCGUGCAUGCCAGUUAUUGUCACAGAAAAACGAGGGGUUAUUACUGAUAGGUGUAGCUGGCCCAUCGGGCGCUGGGAAGACCGUUUUUACCGAGAAAAUGCUUAAUUUUAUGCCGAGCAUUGCUGUUAUUUCAAUGGACAACUACAAUGAUGCAAGUCGAAUAAUCGAUGGGAACUUUGAUGAUCCUCGCUUGACAGACUACGACACUUUGUUGGAAAACAUUCGUGAUUUGAAGGCAGGGAAGCCCGUUUCUGUCCCGGUUUAUGAUUUCAAAUCUAGCUCCCGAACAGGAUACAGGACACUUGAAGUCCCGAGCUCCCGCAUCGUGAUUAUCGAGGGAAUCUAUGCCUUAAGCGAACAGCUUCGGCCUUUGCUCGAUCUUAGGGUAUCUGUAACAGGUGGCGUUCAUUUCGAUCUCGUCAAACGGGUUUUGCGCGAUAUACAGCGUGCCGGACAGGAACCUGAAGAAAUUAUACACCAAAUAUCUGAAACAGUGUACCCAAUGUAUAAGGCUUUUAUCGAGCCUGACCUCCGGACGGCUCAUAUAAAGAUUAUCAACAAAUUUAAUCCCUUUACUGGAUUUCAGUGUCCUACUUAUAUACUCAAGUCACUGAGGAAUGUAGAUGUCGAGCAAAUCAAGACUUUGAUGUCUGAAGAACAUGUGGAACAUACGGAACAAACUUAUGACAUAUAUCUUCUGCCACCUGGCGAGGAUCCGGAGACUUGCCAGUCGUAUCUUAGGAUGCGUAAUAAGGAUGGAAAAUACAAUCUCAUGUUCGAGGAAUGGGUAACCGAUCCUCCAUUUGUGAUAUCUCCAAGAAUAACUUUCGAAGUAAGUGUUCGGCUCCUAGGCGGACUAAUGGCCUUGGGUUACACGAUAGCUGCAAUACUUAAAAGAAGCAGCCAUGUCUUUUCUGAUGAUAAGGUCUGUGUGAAAAUUGACUGGCUCGAGCAGUUAAACCGUCACUAUGUUCAGGUACAAGGUAGAGACCGGCUUGUUGUAAAACAUGUUGCGGAACAACUGGGGUUGGAUGGUUCGUAUGUCCCGAGAACUUAUAUCGAACAAAUACAGCUGGAGAAACUUGUGAAUGAAGUUAUGGCAUUGCCUGAUGAUUUGAAAACGAAGCUUAGCAUAGAUGACGACUUCGUGUCGAGCCCAAAGGAAGCACUGUCUCGGGCCUCGGCAGCACGAUUCAAGAAUCAUAGAAGUGGAAUGUCGCAUUCAUAUUCGACAAACCGGGACAAGAACCUAUCAAAGGUGAACCGGAGGUUCGAGAAUAGAUCACCAGACUUACCGGCAACAUUAGGAAAUCAGGGCUCUGUCACGCAACUCUCGGAACAAAUUUCCACUCUAAAUGACCGAAUGGAUGAUUUCACCUCCCGUAUUGAGGAGUUAAAUACCAAAUUAUCAAGUAGAAAAGUUUCACCAAGUGCACAAAACAUAGCACUACCAGCCGAGACGUGUAACGGGUCAGCCCCAACAUCUUACUUCAUAUCGGGCUUGGGAAAUGGGUCUUUAACUGGGCCCAAGCCCAUGAUGCCUAACUCGUUGUCUUCUUCCCAGUUAGCAAAAGAGUCUCCUUUGAUGGAAGAGCUGUCCAAUAUUUCACGGGGUCAACGCCAAAUCAUGCAUCAGCUCGACAAUCUAAGCAAUCUUUUACGAGAAAAUAUGGGCGAAAAAACAGAUCGUGACAGAAAACAAACGAGAAGUGAAACUUCCGAAAACGAUCAAAAUAAAGCUGCCGUGAUCCUAGCAUCUUUGGCUUUCGGUGGUUUGGGAAUUUGUUUGAUCAAAGCCUUUUUGUCCCGGACUUGA
Messenger RNA from Striga hermonthica, 1971 nucleotides. The record is from the annotation of a GenBank genome assembly. NCBI's taxonomy places the organism in Eukaryota, Viridiplantae, Streptophyta, Magnoliopsida, Lamiales, Orobanchaceae.